Messenger RNA from Epinephelus fuscoguttatus (brown-marbled grouper), 3648 nucleotides. It is a transcript of the gene tnfaip6, whose product is annotated as tumor necrosis factor, alpha-induced protein 6. Lineage: Eukaryota; Metazoa; Chordata; Actinopteri; Perciformes; Serranidae. The coding region runs from base 514 to 1245 and encodes 243 amino acids. The record is from RefSeq and is a predicted model, not a curated record. Gene Ontology annotation, biological process: negative regulation of inflammatory response; cell adhesion. The transcript has 7 exons. Gene Ontology annotation, molecular function: hyaluronic acid binding.
UCCUCUCCCCUUGGAUCUCUGCAAGUGAUGUGAGGACUCUAAAACUUCACCUGAGCCUCCCUCGGCAUAUGGGUGAGUAGAUAAUGGCUGAAUUUACAUUUUUGGCUGCACUAUCCUUUUAAGAGGGGCCUGAUCCUUAGAUUUGGCACCUCUGGGCUUCGUUACAGCACUUUAGAUUACAGUUAUUUCAUUAUAUUUGUAUACUUUGACUUUAUUUUGUAUGAAGGACCUUUUUACGUUGUUGCACUGAUAUUUUUAGUUCAGUAAAUGAUCCAUGUCCCUGUUCCACCACUGACAGAAGGUGUUCCUGCCCAUCUGUGACCACCAGGAGGCGCCAGCAGGUCAUCACUGAGUGUGAGAGGUCACAGCAGAGGAAGUCAUUGCAGUAGGUGGUUUCCUUCAUGCUGCUGAUAGAAGCCACCUGGGUCCCUACAGUACAGCACUUCGCUCUGUUUUGGUCUCCACCAACUCCUGAAGGAAAAAUCUGACUCUUCAGCCUCUGAGGGCUCCACCAUGUUCACCGGCUCCUCUCUGACUGUGUCUCUCUGCGAAGAACAAGCAGCUGGAGUUUACCACCGGGAAUCACGCAAAGGGAGAUACCAGCUGACUUAUAAAGAGGCCAAGGCUGUCUGCAAGUACGAGGGAGGGAAGCUGGCCACUUACGAACAACUGGAGGCGGCUCGUCAAAUAGGUUUCCAUGUGUGCUCUGCUGGAUGGUUCGACAAAGGACGAGUUGGUUACCCCAUCGUCAAAGCUGGCGCCCACUGCGGCUUUGGGAAGAUUGGCAUCAUCGACUACGGACACAGGCGGAACAAAAGUGAAAAAUGGGAUGUGUACUGCUACAACCCAAACUCCAAGGAGUGUGGUGGGGUGCUGACAGACCAGCAGAGGAUCAUUCAGUCUCCCGGCUUCCCUGAGGAGUACCAGGAUGAACAGAUCUGCUACUGGCACAUCCGUGUGCGCCUGGGCCAGAGGAUCCGCCUCCACUUCAUAGAGUUCGAUGUGGAGGAUGACACGGGCUGCCUGGCAGAUUACCUGGAGGUGUACGACAGCUACGACGAUGUCUCCGGCUUCGCUGGGAGAUUCUGUGGCGAUUAUUUACCUGAUGACAUCAUCAGUACAGGAAACGUGAUGACGCUGAAGUUCCUGUCUGACGCCUCAGUCACAGCCGGCGGCUUCCAGUUCCAGUACACUGCCUUUAAUGCGUCUCUGUACUCACAGAAUCACACCCAGUAUCCUCACUGAGCGGUGGUUUCAAACACUGAUGUAAUCCUGUUGCUGUAUUUAUGAUGUCACUGGUUACAUCAUGUACUGUAAGUAGUCAGUCUUUGAAGCUGAUGUACGAAAUGAAUCUGUCAUUAAAUGGUGUUUCUGAUGUUGUUCUUGUGUUUAAAUAAAGUCAACAGUCCUGAGGCUUCAUUUACAUAAAACAAAUCUGGUGUUAUUAAACUAUUGUAAUCCUAGGUAUUCUUCUUCUUCUUCUUCUUCUUCUUCUUCUUCCGAGGAAAUCAUACUUCCCAUGGGUGAAAACUCACCAAACUUUGCACAAAGGUCCAGUCUCAUGCCAGAUAUCCUCAGCUGUAAACUCAAGCCAGUAGUCCUGAUGGUGGCGCUACAGCAAGCGUCUAAAGUUCGAAACUUUGAAAAUUCAUAACAAAUCAACCAUACGUGCUACAACUUCACACCUUUCAUCAAACUGUAGCCCCAAUACUGAAGAAGCUUUUGUACAUUUAAACCUAUUAAAAAUUAUCAAGUUCAUCACUCUGUUUUUUUUUUCUCAAAAACUGUAAAACUUAUUAAACCUAUCUCCUCCCACAAUUUUUGUUCAAUUGACACCAAACUUGCUACAGAGCAUCUUCAGACUGUCCUACACAAACUAUGUUUCUCAGAUUUUUGAUUUAUCAAAAAUUGAGCCUACAGUGCAUCAAAAUGUUUGACUGUAAACAGUACUGUAAACAUAUACAUGCAAAUUCUUGCCAAAUAAAUCUUGUGUCAGACUGAAGCUCCCAGAACCUUCAGUCUGACAUGGCUUCCAUUGAAGGCGAUUUACAAGGGGGAGGGAAUUUGAUUUUUCCCUAACCAAUCAGUAGAGAUCAACGACUCACCCAGAAUCUGACGUCAUUAGUAUCCAUGCCUCGGGGGUGCCGAAAACAAGCGAGCAUUGCCCGUUUAAAAUGUCUCCGUCGUCGUGCACGCCCAGCUGCAUCGCUGUUAAAUCCAGUUUAGCAGCUUCCUUAAUUUGGUCCUCCAUUAACGCGAGUAGUGGCGAAAUACCUCGAUAGCAUCGUUAAUGUGGUCUGUAGGAUCUGUAGCGGUCGCCAUUGUUGCUAUCCUCACCAGUUACCCACCGGCGGACAGCUUGACGUCAGCGUGGUGCUGAUUGGCUAAUCGCUAGACCCGCCCCCACCCCUGGCGUUCAUUGGUCUGUCCAUUGUUUGGACGAGAUAAAUCGCAAAUUCAUUGCAGUAUGCCAGGCCAGAGAUGCAAGCCUACUCAGUUGAGUGGGCGGGGUCUAUGGUCUGGAACCAGGCUAGCAAAUUUCAGAAUUUUAUCUCAAAAACUGUUUUUGACAAAUUUUUGACAGCAUUUUGAAUUUUGCUCUAAUGUGAACAAUUGGAGUCAAUGUAAAAAUGGCAAUUUUAAACAUCAGUUUUUCACUUAUGGAGCAAAUCAAUCAUUGUUAAAACAAAUGACCAACAUCUCCAUGCUGUCUAGAUGCAAUAUGUGUAUUUUCAGAUUUUUGUUUCGAUAACUGAUUUUUUUUUUUUUUUUUUUACAGUGGUUUGAAAUCUGCUUUUCCAUGCAUGGAGGGCUGCUAAACCUGCACGUCUGGCUUAGUCAGUUUGUGAAGCUACACAUGAAUUGGCACUGACUAAUUAGCUCAGUGAGAUAGAAAUUGAUUCUUAGUCUCAGAGGUUGUGCGUUCAAGCCUCAGCUGAUGCAAAAGGCAGAUUGUGUUGCUAAAUUCCUAAAUGUCUUCCAAUUCUUCUGCUUGUUGCUCAGAAUUGCCUAAAAAUGCCCGGACCCGACCCAUUGCUGCGCAGCAGCUAUAAUUCCAAUUUAUUUUCAUAAACCUUAACUAUGCAAAGUAUUUUCAUAUCAAGUAUGGUAUUUGGUAUUUGGUAAGAGGAAUCUGAGUUAACUGUUGCAUCUGUGACGACAAUAGCUGCGGCAGAGGCAUUAUGUUUUCGGGUCGUCUGUCUGUACAUCUAUCUGUCCCAUUCUCAUGACUGCAAUAUCCUCAGAACACCUCGAGGUAAUUUGUUCUCAACAGUGAACUGAUUAUGACCUCACGCUACAUGUUUUUGGCCAAACUGCAAGAAUUCAUACACUAAUUACAACAAAACUGCACAGAUGUGUCUAACGGGAUAAAAUGAAGUGAUGACAUCUUAUAUCCCAAAGGUCAAAGGUCAGCUUGACUGUGACAUCAUCAUAUCUCAGGAACAGAAGGGGAGACAUUUGGUCAGACACUGAACUGGUGACUCUGAUCUUAAAACUGUGCUGAUGUGCAAACAGGAAGUGGGCACAUUUCUCCAUGCUCUAUGGGAUUGUCCCAUGGUACUAGCUUUUUGGAAGGUGGUGCUGAAAGGCCUUGAAGGGUGGCUCAGAGACGACCUCUACUGGAAUCCCCACAAGUAUGUUUGCUGG